Molecule: messenger RNA, 642 nt
Organism: Balaenoptera musculus (blue whale)
Lineage: Eukaryota; Metazoa; Chordata; Mammalia; Artiodactyla; Balaenopteridae
Product: ubiquitin-conjugating enzyme E2 S-like
Exons: 1
Coding region: 195-614 (139 amino acids)
Source: RefSeq, a predicted model, not a curated record
GUGCGGCCGGGCACCGGGGGUGGGCGGAGCUGUGGGCGAGCUUCGCGGCGGGCGUUGGAGGCAGCGGGGAGCAGAGCGGGGCCACCGGGGCCUCGCUAGGGCCGCAGCGGCAGCAGUUGGGCCCCCCGCCCCGGCCGGCGGCCGGAGAGCGCAGGAAGGGGGCCGGGGGGACCCGCCCCCGGCCGGCAGCAGUCAUGAACUCCAACGUGGAGAACCUGCCCCCCCAUAUCAUCCGCCUGGUGUACAAGGAGGUUACGACACUGACAGCUGACCCACCUGACGGUAUCAAGGUCUUUCCCAAUGAGGAGGACCUCACUGACCUGCAGGUCACCAUCGAGGGCCCUGAGGGGACCCCAUACGCCGGAGGCCUCUUCCGCAUGAAACUCCUGCUGGGGAAGGACUUUCCUGCCUCCCCGCCCAAGGGCUACUUCCUGACCAAGAUCUUCCACCCAAAUGUGGGCGCCAACGGUGAGAUCUGCGUCAACGUGCUCAAGAGGGACUGGACAGCUGAGCUGGGCAUCCGGCACGUGCUGCUGGGGACAUGGGUUCGAGCCCUGGUCUGGGAAGAUCCCACAUGCCGCGGAGCAACUGGGCCCGUGAGCCACAACUACUGAGCUUGCGCGUCUGGAGCCUGUGCCCCAC